AGUAGUAACAAAUGCCAGAAAUUAUACAUAUUCAAGCUGGUCAGUGUGGUAAUCAAAUUAGCAAUGAGUUCUGGGAAACAAUUUCUAAAGAGCACGGAAUCCAAGAAGAUGGUUCUUUUUUAGGAACGCAACUUCAAAGAGAUCGUUUGGAUGUUUACUACAGUCGAGGAAUGGAUAAUAAGUGGGUCCCCCGUGCGGUGCUAGUUGACCUUGAGCCAGGUACUAUGGAUCUUGUAAAAACGGGAAAAUAUGGAAACUUAUUUCAUCCCGAUAAUAUCGUCUCGGGACAAUCUGGAGCUGGGAACAACUGGGCUAAAGGAUACUACACUGAAGGGGCCGAACUCGUUGAUCAUGUCUUAGAAAUUAUUCGUAAGGAAGCAGAAAACGCGGACUGCUUGCAAGGCUUCCAGUUGUGUCAUUCUCUAGGUGGAGGCACAGGCUCCGGACUGGGCACGUUGCUGAUUUCGAAAAUUCGCGAAGAGUAUCCGGAUCGCAUGCUAUGCACUUACUCAGUGGUGCCUUCGCCACGUGUUUCUGACACGGUGGUAGAGCCCUACAACGCCACUCUUUCGGUGCACCAGCUCGUCGAAUUCACCGAUCAGACUUUUUGCAUCGACAAUCAGGCGCUCUACGAGAUUUGCAGGAACACAUUAAGACAAGCGGAUCCUUCUUAUGCGGAUUUAAACGCGCUCAUUUCGAACGUGAUGUCCGGAGUCACCACCUGUCUCCGUUUUCCUGGCCAAUUAAAUGCUGAUCUGCGCAAACUAGCUGUAAAUAUGGUGCCAUUUCCGCGUCUGCACUUUUUUAUGACCGGCUUUGCGCCUUUAACGUCGGGCGCUUCCCAGUCUUUCCGAAAUGUUACGGUUUCUGAUUUAGUGCAGCAGAUGUUUUCAGCCAAUAAUAUGAUGGCUGCUUGCGAUCCGGCGCACGGAAAGUACUUGACCGUCGCUGCGGUGUUUCGCGGGUGUAUUUCCAUGAAAGAAAUCGACCAGCAACUUUUAGACGUGCAAAACAAGCGUCGCAGUUUAUUUGUAGACUGGAUUCCGAAUAACGUUAAGACGGCCGUUUGCGACAUCCCGCCCAUUAAGCACGACUUGGCCGCCACUUUUAUAGGCAAUAGCACUGCUAUUCAGGAGGUUUUCAAGAGAGUAAGUGAGCAGUUCAGCGCCAUGUUCCGUAGAAAAGCGUAUCUGCACUGGUACACCAACGAAGGAAUGGACGAGAUGGAAUUUACCGAGGCGGAGUCAAAUAUGAAUGAUCUCAUAUCGGAGUAUCAGCAAUAUCAGGAGGCUACUAACGAUUACGAGGAAGACGAGGAAGUAAUUCUUGACGAAUAA
Messenger RNA from Zophobas morio, 1337 nucleotides. RefSeq names its product tubulin beta chain-like. Gene Ontology annotation, molecular function: GTP binding; structural constituent of cytoskeleton; GTPase activity. The transcript has 5 exons. Bases 12 to 1337 code for a protein of 441 amino acids. The record is from RefSeq and is a predicted model, not a curated record. Gene Ontology annotation, cellular component: microtubule; cytoplasm. Gene Ontology annotation, biological process: mitotic cell cycle; microtubule cytoskeleton organization. NCBI's taxonomy places the organism in Eukaryota, Metazoa, Arthropoda, Insecta, Coleoptera, Tenebrionidae.